Messenger RNA from Microtus oregoni (creeping vole), 951 nucleotides. RefSeq names its product olfactory receptor 2D2. Gene Ontology annotation, biological process: G protein-coupled receptor signaling pathway. Gene Ontology annotation, molecular function: G protein-coupled receptor activity; olfactory receptor activity. Gene Ontology annotation, cellular component: membrane. Lineage: Eukaryota; Metazoa; Chordata; Mammalia; Rodentia; Cricetidae. The record is from RefSeq and is a predicted model, not a curated record.
AUGAGACAGGCAAAUCAAACUCAGGUGACCGAAUUUCUCCUUCUGGGACUCUCUGAUGACCCCCACACUCAGAUGCUGCUAUUCAUCUUAUUCCUGGGUGUCUAUCUGGUCACUGUGCUUGGAAAUCUACUUCUCAUGUUUCUUGUUCGGAUUGACUCUCAGCUUCACACACCCAUGUAUUUUUUUCUGUGUAAUUUGUCAAUGGCUGAUCUCUGCUUUUCUACCAACAUUGUUCCUCAGGCUCUCAUCCAUCUCCUUUCACAGAAAAAGGUUAUUUCAUUCAGACGUUGUGCGGCUCAGCUUCUGCUCUUUCUCAUUUUUGGGUGUACACAAUGUGCCCUUAUGGCUGUGAUGUCCUAUGACCGGUAUGUGGCUAUCUGCAACCCUCUACAUUACCCUAGCAUCAUGACAUGGAGGGUUUGUAUCCAACUGGCUAUAGCAUCAUGGACUUGUGGCAUUUUAGUGUCGCUGGUGGACAGUACUUUCACACUAAGUCUUCCCUAUCGAGGCAGCAACAGUAUUGCUCAUUUCUUUUGUGAGGCCCCUGCACUCUUGAUCCUGGCAUCUACAGACACUCACACUUCAGAGAUGGCCAUUUUCCUCAUGGGGGUUGUGAUUCUCCUCAUACACACUGUCUCACUAAUUCUGGUGUCCUAUGGCCACAUCAUAGUGACUGUGGUCAAGAUGAAGUCAGCUGCAGGAAGACUCAAGGCAUUUUCUACCUGUGGUUCCCACCUCAUUGUUGUCAUCCUUUUUUAUGGGUCAGCAAUUAUCACCUACAUGACACCAAAGUCUUCCAAAGAGCAGGAGAAACUGGUUUCUGUUUUUUAUGCAAUGGUGACACCUAUGCUUAAUCCCCUCAUAUACAGCCUGAGGAACAAAGAUGUCAAGGGAGCUCUGUGGAAAGUAGCCACGAAGAACUGCUCAAAUAGGCUUAGAAUCAUCCACUGA